Brettanomyces nanus is the source of this 2109-nucleotide messenger RNA. RefSeq lists its product as uncharacterized. The transcript has a single exon. The record is from RefSeq and is a predicted model, not a curated record. NCBI's taxonomy places the organism in Eukaryota, Fungi, Ascomycota, Pichiomycetes, Pichiales, Pichiaceae. The coding region runs from base 1 to 2109 and encodes 702 amino acids. Gene Ontology annotation, cellular component: TORC2 complex. Gene Ontology annotation, biological process: TORC2 signaling.
AUGAACUCCUACCGCAGAGCUUGUUCUGACAGUGUCGGCUCGUCUGCAUCUCGAGAUUCCCAAAAGUCUCGACAUAUGUACAGUUUCCGACGGAUGUCUGGCAUGUUUCACCAUACUCCUCACUCUCAGGCCACCAAUCCUCAUAAUUCGGAAGAAGGCCGGAGAAUGUACAAUCUUAAUGACACCACGAGCAGUAUAGCCGAGUCUUCAAUAUCAGAGGAUUACGAUGAUGUUAGCACCCUUGGGACUAUCCCAAGAACAUCAGGCAGAUCACGUGCCGCUACUGAUGUGGAGUUCAACAACGUGAGGUCAGUGAAUAAAGACCCAAACCAUACCUUGACCAGUCUUCCGUCUGUGUCGUCUCUUAAUUUAUUUAGAGCCCAUUCGGGCGAUUCCUCGAUCGAUUCCGCAGAUACUUAUUCGACAUUGAGAGGUAGAGAACGCAAACUGGGUAAAUUCUUCCCCAGAAAGUCGGCAGAGAAGAAUCAGACACCUUCUGGUGCAGACGACGACUCUUUUCGGUACUCAAAAGUUCCAUUGGAAAACUCUUAUGAGGGAACAACAGCCCCUUCUUCAAAUAAGGUGUUUCUGCCCCUGAAGACGGCGCCUACUACCUCUGGAGGAUUUGCAUCAAAAUUGAAACGUCACGAUAAUCUCUCGAUUCAGACCUCACUAUUGCCUUCUUCAAAUAGGGAUAUGAAAUCCCCUUUGGUGAGGACAUCAAAGGAAUUGGAAAGAAUUGCUGGAUAUUCUGACGCUGUGGCCGCUGACAGGUAUUCUAUGGCAAAUUCCACCUCCCUCCCUCCCAAAAGCUGGACUAAGUAUCGCUCACACCACUACUUACUACAUCCCCGAAAGGACUCUCUGAAGUCCUCCUCGAACUCGAAUUCUAAACUCUCUUUAGAUGGUGGGAGGGAGGCACUUUAUUCGUUCCAUCCAUCGGCCGUCAACACUUCUCUUUCUACUAGUGAUAUGCAUUCAGUUCUACAAGAACUACAGCAAUUAAACUUGGAUGGAAAUUCCAAAAAGAAUACUGCAAACGAUGUGUCGACACUAGCAGAAGACAAAGAUGCUAUAGGCGACGAGGCCUGGGCUAUAUUCUGCUCUUUGGUGAAGCCAAUCUUCCAUGGUGGAAGAUUAAAGGCACCAGUAGAAGAGAUAAACAAACUCGUCUACCUCUACAUGAAGCUCUGUUCAGGGUCGAGCUCAUACGACAGCAACGACAAUGUUAACUCUAGUACCAAUGAAAUUACUGAUGUGUCUCCUACUACCUCAGCCUUUUCUCCCCUAACUGCGCCGGUACCAAUAUUAAGCUCUACAUAUAGUAUGAAUACCUCUCCUGCGACUUCUUCUAUGAAGACUAUUACCCCUACACUUACUGGAUUCGGAAGAUACGGCAAGAUUGAAGAGAAGAUUACAAACUUUCUGCGAGUGGGAAUGUCGACUCUUAUGAACUUACUUUACUAUGAUGAACGUGAGAGGACGGUAAAAUUACGCAGCAUCAAUGAGGAUAGUCCUUCUAAACGCGCUAGAAAUCACUCAAACUCGCUUGGAAAUUCUCCAAAUACUGCCGUGUUUUCUACCAAUAUCAAUUUUGAGAAGAGCUGUUCGUUACUUUGGGAUACAUUCUAUGACAAGAUCUUCUUCUACCUUCAAGGCGUGUUCUUGCCUCUAGAAUCUGGUGCUGCUCUUUUUGAUGAUCUUUCCAUACAAUUUCCAACCGUUCCCACUAAUAUUCCGGUCUCUAAUAUCGCAUUAGCUUCUUUUAGGGAUAAUUUGGUCAUUCCGUUAUACGAGAUGAAUCGCCAUUCAGAAACGGAAAAGGAAAGAAGAGAACAUGACAGUAUGAUUUCCAGUAUCAAUAUUUUGAACACAAAUAGCUCGCUAUCUAGCCCCAUUGGAGAGAACACCCAUGCCGACGUUGACGGUUCUGGAAGUGCUAAUGACGAGGCAAUGAAGGAGAGUUAUUCGGUGAACUUGACUUUACUUCAGUGUUUCACUAUAUUGAAUGGUGUCCAGACAAACGACACAAAUCAAAAAAUAAUCGAGAACCUAAUGCAGCAAACAAGAGAAAAGUGCUUGAUCUACGAGUCGGCGGUGAAGGUGUAA